AUGGAGUUUGAUAAACAUAAAUAUAUAAAUGUCUAUAUUUGUUUCAGGAACAUGCGUCAGGUGUGGCUGGCGGAAAGAGCCCUAGCCGAUCCCGCAGCUGUGCCACCCAGACCAGUCAGGAUGCAUUUCGUCGAAGAUGCGGCCCGGGAUAGGGGCCGAAACAACCUGCCUACCGCAAAUGAAGUUGCGGCCGUGUUCGUAGGUGAAGGUGGUCUCCCUCCCAGACACAUCAAUCUGGUCAUCUACGACACCAAUCCAAUCGACCAACAACGGAGGACCCAAUUCAUAGUUAGUUAG
Molecule: messenger RNA, 297 nt
Organism: Macrosiphum euphorbiae (potato aphid)
Lineage: Eukaryota; Metazoa; Arthropoda; Insecta; Hemiptera; Aphididae
Source: the annotation of a GenBank genome assembly